Molecule: messenger RNA, 1195 nt
Organism: Aspergillus alliaceus
Lineage: Eukaryota; Fungi; Ascomycota; Eurotiomycetes; Eurotiales; Aspergillaceae
Product: enoyl-CoA hydratase/isomerase family protein
Exons: 4
Coding region: 216-1160 (314 amino acids)
Source: RefSeq, a predicted model, not a curated record
CAGACCUCCAUCUCUCAGGAACUGUCCUGUUACCGAAUCUGCCGAGGAUCACUACUAAUCAAGCUUAUACAUACACACCGACCAUUACGAUCUGAACUGGACAAAAGGACAGGGUUUCCCGCCAGUUUGAUAUAAACGAUGCCACGGCCCUCAAGACAACGAAUGGCAGCAUACAUUCCAAACAAUCCAUUCAUCAUCAACGCAAGCGAGCCACAAUGUCCUCAGAGGCAUCAUCCAUUGUAAUCCCUCCAUCCUAUGAGAAGCUCCCAACAACGCACAUCAAGCUCUCGCAUUACCCGGCUGGAGCUGAAACCGCAACCCCAGUCGUCGUUGUGAUCUUGAACCGCCCGGAAAAGCGCAAUGCUUUCACAGGGCCCAUGGCGGAGGACCUGGAGAGGGCCUUUGCGAUGUUCGAUGUAGAUGAACGUGUGAAGGUGGUUGUCUUGACUGGUGCUGGCAAUACAUUUUGUGUUGGCGCGGAUCUGGAGAUAGGAUUCCCCAAGGGACAAGAUGAACGGCCGGUAGAUCACAGAGAUAGUGGUGGCCGCGUAGCCCUUGCAAUCCACAGGUGCCGCAAACCAACCAUUGCCGCGAUGCAGGGCUCUGCUGUUGGCGUCGGAAUGACCCUGACUCUACCUGCUGUAAUUAGAAUUGCCCAUGCAGAUAGCAAAUACGGCUUUGUCUUCGCCCGUCGGGGUAUCACGAUGGAAUCCUGCUCCUCGUACUUCCUCCCGCGACUGGUCGGCUACUCAAAGGCGCUGUAUCUCGUGUCUACCGGAAGUGUUCUUCCCUCCACCUCUCCGCAUUUUGGUGGCCUAUUUGCCGAGACCAUCCCUGAGCAAUCGCAGGUAGUCCCGCGUGCGUUGGAAUUGGCCGCCGAGAUGGCGGAGAAUGUCAGCCCGAUGGCGUCUGCACUUAAUCGAGCACUGAUCUGGCGUGGGCCCCAGUCUGCCGAGGAGGCACAUUUGUUGGAUUCGAGGGUGCUCUAUCAUAUGUUUGCUUCAAAGGACAAUAAAGAAGGUGUUACGGCCUUCUUCGAGAAGCGAAAGCCGAACUUCAAGGAUACGCUGGAGGAAAAUGGCCCGAUGUUCUACCCUUGGUGGUCUGAGACGAAUGUCAGCGGGAAAGCCAAGGUUGUGAAAGAAGGUUCCAAGUUGUAAGUUUGAUACAAAGUAGGAUCUGGUCACUCGAGGUG